Phycodurus eques (leafy seadragon) is the source of this 2786-nucleotide messenger RNA. It is a transcript of the gene pals1b, whose product is annotated as protein associated with LIN7 1, MAGUK p55 family member b. Gene Ontology annotation, cellular component: adherens junction; plasma membrane. NCBI's taxonomy places the organism in Eukaryota, Metazoa, Chordata, Actinopteri, Syngnathiformes, Syngnathidae. Gene Ontology annotation, biological process: morphogenesis of an epithelial sheet; generation of neurons; establishment or maintenance of epithelial cell apical/basal polarity. The transcript is spliced from 14 exons. Gene Ontology annotation, molecular function: protein binding. The coding region runs from base 411 to 2363 and encodes 650 amino acids. The record is from RefSeq and is a predicted model, not a curated record.
CCGCAUAAAAACACCUCGUGCACGUCUUCAAUGGCUUCACGAGUUCCUGAACGCAACUCUCACUUCAACAGGCAGGACGGAGACCACCGGGACCCCAAGACACACAACGUGUCCUUUUGCUCUGACCCUUUACCGUGAUUUUUUCCUUUGUUUUUGGAGGGUGUUUUUUUUGUAAAAGAAGCGGCGGUGGAUUUAAAAAAUAAAAAAAGUCGAAGACGAAGGGAGCAGCAGGCUUUUCUUAAGCCGUAUUCACAGACGCUGAAGCGGAUGAAUGUUUGCACCUCGUAGGUCUACAUCUCCUGUUGGAGUAAAAUGGCCACUGAUGAGAGUCUCUGCGCCAGUUCCUCUUAACAGCCAAGCAGAGCUCAGCCAGGACUGAGGUGGUCUGAGCUGUAUGCUGGGGGGCAGUGAUGAUCACGUCCCACAUGAACGGUUAUGUGCAGGAGGGCUCUGGCCAGGCCGCCGGCCACAAGGAGCGGGCGGUGGACUGUCCCGGCGACGAGAGCUGCCUCGUCAAGCCCGCGCACUGCAGCGCCCAAAUGGAGAGAAUUCAGCACUACCAGGACGAGCUGAGGAAGAGGAGGGAAGAGGACGGCCGGGGGAAGCGCGACAUCGACCCCGACGCUUCACUGAGGCUCAAGAAGCUGGCGCAGAACCCAAAAGUGGGCGUCGACAAUCCCACCUUCGAGGGGAAGGAGAAUGCUACCGAAGACGCACAUUCCCAGGCUCUGCUUGCUGAGCCGGAGGAGCUGCUGCAGGCCGUCAAGUGGGUGCAGCAGUGCGUGACUGACGCUCAGAGCCAGCAGGAUGCGGAGCUGCUGCUCCAGCUGCUUGCACAGGACGACUUCAAGUGCGCCUACAGCAUCUACACUGUUGUGUCCCAAAAUAUGAACCGAGUCAACCCCACCUCGCCCCUCACGGUGCAAGCUCAAGAGCUUUGCCAAGAGGUCCAGAAGAUCCUGCAGUCCAGCCAACAGAGGGAAGGCUUGGAGCUCAGGGCUCUGCUCACCAACCCUCAUCUCCAGGCGCUGAUGCAGGCACAUGACAGCUUGGCUGUGCAGGAAAUGGCAGAGGACAAUGUGAUCCAGUAUCUUGGAGAAAGUGUCAAAAUGGUGCGGUUGCAUAAGACCCGUGACACUCCACUGGGUGCGACCGUGCGUAAUGACAUGGACAGCGUGGUGGUGAGCCGUGUGGUGAAAGGGGGCACUGCGGAGCGGAGUGGCCUGCUCAACGAGGGGGACGAGAUCCUGGAGAUUAACGGAGUUUCCGUUCGGGGGAAGCACGUCAACGAAGUUCACGACUUACUGCAACAAAUGCAUGGCACUUUGACCUUCCUCCUCAUCCCGAGCUCUCAGAUUAAACCUGCCCCACACAGACAGACUGUGAUGCAUGUACGAGCUUACUUUGACUACAACCCCUCGGAUGACCCUUUCGUGCCAUGUCGGGAGCUGGGCCUGUCUUUCCAGAAAGGGGAUAUUCUCCACGUCAUCAGCCAGGAUGACCCCAACUGGUGGCAAGCCUACAGGGAUAGAGAUGAGGAAAACCAGUUACUGGCUGGACUCAUUCCAGGGAAGUGCUUCCAGCAACAGAGAGAGACCUUGAAGAGAACUGCACCAGACAGGAGUAGAGAACAACAAGGGAAACGUUGGUAUGUGAAGAAAAACAAGAAACAGAAGAAGAAAAGCACAUCCCCUCUGAGCAAGAACACUGAAUGCGAUGACGUCCUGACCUAUGAGGAGAUGUCUCUCUAUCACCAGCCUGCCACCCGCAAACGUCCCAUCGCUCUGAUCGCUCCGACGAACAGCGGCCACGACGAGUUGCGUCGUAGGUUACUCGCCAUUGAACCAGAAAAGUUUGCCGUUGCCGUCCCACACACGACCAGAAGCACGAGGAUACACGAGCGAAACGGGCGCGAGUACCACUUUGUGAGUCGAGCCGGCUUCGAGGCCGACUUGUCUGCGGGGAAGUUCAUCGAGUCCGGCGAGUACGAGAAGAACCUUUACGGAACCAGCACGGACUCUGUGCGACACGUGGUCAACUCUGGACGCAUCUGUUUGCUCUGCCUGCACACCAGGUCGUUGAAGGUGCUGAGGUCCUCCAACCUCAAGCCCUUCGUCAUUUUCAUUGCUCCUCCUUCUCAAGAACGACUGCGCACCCUACUGGCUACCGAGGGAAAAACACCUAAGCCGGAGGAGCUCAAGGAGGUCAUCGAGAAGGCUCGCGAGAUGGAGCAGGACUUCGGCCACGUUUUCGACGCCACCAUCGUGAACGCGGAGCCAAACGAGGCUUUCUUCGAAUUGCGCAAGCUCAUUGAGAAGCUGGACACCGAGCCUCAGUGGGUGCCCACCUCUUGGCUCUGCUAAGGGUGCCACAUGCACGUUCCUGAAGGCUGCAGUUGAAGGACAAGACGGUACAGUUUUCAUUUGCACAUUUCCUCGUUUGUUCUGAAGAGAUGGACUCUGGUUUCUUUUUGUCUGUGUGUCUCUUUUGUGUGUGAUGUUUUGUUUUUGGUUUUCCUCUGCUUUAGCCAUUUAUGAAACAUAGACAUAUCUUAAUAUUUAUAAUUGUAAAUACAGAUUUUCUAGAAAAAAUGUAAACAUUUUACUUCUAAAUUGUAUGUGUACAAUGGGAGUGUCAAAAUUAUAUAAUUGUCCAUUUGUUGAUAGACAUGCAGUUAUUUCUUCUUACCGCAAUCAGUGUAAUUUUGUUUUAUUUUGUUUGUGUUCUAUUGACAAAACACAUCUAUGAUGACUGGUUAUUAUUAAACAGUAUAUUAUACUGCAGAA